This is a messenger RNA of Xenopus laevis (African clawed frog), 1847 nucleotides long. It is a transcript of the gene gfral.L, whose product is annotated as GDNF family receptor alpha like L homeolog. Bases 28 to 1638 code for a protein of 536 amino acids. NCBI's taxonomy places the organism in Eukaryota, Metazoa, Chordata, Amphibia, Anura, Pipidae. The record is from RefSeq and is a predicted model, not a curated record. The transcript has 10 exons.
GUGUGCACUUCAGUAGGAUCAGUGGAUAUGUUCUCAGCUGAAAUGAAGUACCACUUCUGCACAGUUCUGCUAUUAUUGUCCCUGAGAUUCCCCGUGUUACAAGCAACAGAUUGUUGCAAUUUUAAAGAAAGAUGUCAGGAAGAUAAAAAUGAAUGUCAAGUAGUAUGGAGCAUCCUGCAAAAUGUCUGUGAUUUCUCAGACAGCAACUGUCAAAUAAGAGACCCAGAAAGCUGCAAUACAACCAUCCAUUUCAUAAUUAAGAAAUAUCCAGAGUUUAAGGGCUGCACAUGCUCUGAAGAUAUGAAUUGCAGCAUUAAAAGACUGCUUGGGAAGCAAUGCACUGCUGGUAAAGUUUACACAAAUCCUACAGAACCUAUAAAGCCUCACAUUCUGCAGAAAAGUUCCCCAAAAUAUUCAAAAACAGCAGGUGUCAUUCCACUGGCAACACAAAAUGAUUGUUAUUUAGCUAAACAAAACUGCAAACUAGACCAGCAUUGCUUUGAUUUGUAUGAAAACUUUAAAAAUUGCUGUAUCACAAAUGCAAACCUAUGCACUACUCAUGGAUCACACGAAAAAUGCCUCUCAGCUUGGAGUGAAUUAAAAACAACUGUUAUGGGGAACUGUGGAUGUUUGUAUCCAGCUAAGGAAAAAUGUUCGAAAAUCUGGAAUGGCAUCUACAAUAAUUCUUGUUUAAAACAUGCUAGAAAAAAGGAAUGCACAUUGACAAUCACGGAAGAAAAGAAUGAGAAAAAUGAGGUUCCUGAAGCUGCAGACAUUGUUUCAAAUGAUUUAGACUCCACCAUCGCCUUAAAAUGGGAGUUAAGUUCACUAACAAGACUUGAAUACAGCAGCCCAAUGUCUUGUUUUGAAGUAGCAACCCUUUGCGUCAGAGAUGAAGUGUGCAACAGACACUUGGCAGCACUGCUACAGAUCUGUAAAGUCAAUGGAAAUGUAUGUAAUAAAACAGGCUGCCAGAGAGCAACACAAUCAUUCUACACCACAAUGCCUUUCCACGUCUCUGAAUUGUUCGCUUUUUGUGAUUGUGCCCAAUCUGAUGAGGACUGCAAAAGUACAGGUGAUGACCUUCAUAGCAAGCCGUGUGCAGUUCAAACUGACACUGCCAUCUCUUGUCUUGAUGUAAUUCGUGGGUGCCUUGAAGAUGAGCUAUGCAGGCCAACGUAUGAAACCUAUCUGUCAAAAUGCUGGUGUGGAAAUGAUGAAAACUGCUUAUCGGACAUCAGCUUGGAGGAUCUAAGCUGCUCUGGAAAUGAUACUUGCAAAGCUGCCUAUAUUGCUACUCUUGGUACAGACCUUCACAUGCAGUGCACCUGUAACCCAGCUCUCGGUGUAGAGGAUCAUCAUUUAUGCAGACAAUUUUAUCACAUGGUCCAUAGCAAAUCCUGCUUCAAAAGAGUUACUCACAGGAACUUCCAUAAAUUAAACAGUGAAUCUGUUAUAUUAGCAGGUUCUCACUCCUUACAGAACGGUUCCAUGAUUUAUAUAGCAGCUUACAUCUCGGGAGUCAUUUUAGUUUCUGCCAUAAUUCUUCUGGCUUUGCUUCAGGCAAGGGCCUGCAGGACACGAAAAAAGGAAAAUCUUCCAAAAGGAAAUGUUUCUGAAAGUUUAAUGGAUUCUUAACAACUUUCAUUCUAUUAAUAUAUAUAUAUAUAUAUACUUACAUUUUUGACUUAUGCACAGUAGUGUUUGCGUGCCGUAAUUUGCAUUAUUUUUGUUACCUGCAACAAAUUAAAUAUUUACCUUGCCUAUACAUUUAGAUAAUAGAAUACAUUUAGGGGGUUAUUUACUAAGCUCCGAAUACCCGAAAUUCCCCGAAAUCCUAAAAAAUU